This is a messenger RNA of Arachis stenosperma, 1122 nucleotides long. RefSeq lists its product as uncharacterized. The record is from RefSeq and is a predicted model, not a curated record. Lineage: Eukaryota; Viridiplantae; Streptophyta; Magnoliopsida; Fabales; Fabaceae. Bases 1 to 1122 code for a protein of 373 amino acids. The transcript has a single exon.
AUGGCCGAUAACGGAGUCAACCAACUCACUCAAGCCGACCUUUUAGCCCAGAUGGCCAAGCUACAAGCUGAAGUCAGAAGACUUGCCGAACUAUCCACUCAAAACAGCACCAAUAAACAUGAUGAGAAUGGUUCCAAAGGCUCAGUCAAAGGCAGCGGAGACAUGUUAAGCGUUAACCCGCCAAAGGAGAAGCUGACCUUAGACAACCCCUUCUCCGAAGAAAUCACCAAUUACCAGAUGCCAAAGAAUUUCACACUGCCUUCCUCUCUUGAGCCAUAUAAGGGGAUUGGUGACCCCCGGGCACACAUUAAGAAAUUUCAGUCCAUGAUGUUUUUUAACGGCUCUAAUAAUGAGCAUGUGCUUUGCAGAGCUUUCCCUACUUACCUUGACAGCGCUGCAUUACUUUGGUUCUCAAAAUUACCUGCAGGGUCAAUCUCCUCGUCCGAGGAGCUGGCGAAGUCCUUCAUCGACUAUUUCGCAGCAGCACAGAUAUACAUACACGGAUUAGAUUACCUCAGCACCAUUCGCCAAUGUCCACAAGAAAGCUUGAAAGACUACAUGACCAGAUUUGCUGAAGCAACCAUAGAAAUACCAGAUUUGGACCCUGCCGUCCACCUACAUGCCCUUAAGGUCAGCCUCCGACCUGGAAAGUUCAGGGAAACGAUUGUGGUCACUAAGCCGAAGACGUUAGAAGAAUUCCGGGAAAGGGCGGUCGGACAGAUGGAGAUUGAAGAGCUCCGUGAAGCCGAAAGAACAGAAAGAAAGCAACCUAGGAGGGAGGAAGAUAGAACCACAAGGUCGGCGAAUAACAAAGACUCCAGGAAGCCAUUCAAGCUCACCCCAAAAUUUGACAAUUACACCAGGUUCAACACAAAAUGGGAAAAGAUAAUUAAAGAGAUACUUAACGCUAAAAUCAUAAAACCUCCAGCAAAAGCAGGGAGCUAUCAAGACCAGCGAUUUUUAGAUAAAAGAAAACACUGUGCCUUCCAUCAGAAGUACGGACAUACAACUGACGAAUGCGUGAUAGCAAAAGAUCUGUUAGAGAGAUUAGCUCGGCAAGGCCUCCUGGACAAAUAUCUCGAAGGAAGGAAGCACAAAGAAAAUGGCAGAGACCGAGAAUAA